This is a messenger RNA of Salpingoeca rosetta, 1360 nucleotides long. Its product is annotated as methionine aminopeptidase. Gene Ontology annotation, biological process: proteolysis. The record is from RefSeq and is a predicted model, not a curated record. Gene Ontology annotation, molecular function: metalloaminopeptidase activity. Bases 1 to 1152 code for a protein of 383 amino acids. Lineage: Eukaryota; Choanoflagellata; Craspedida; Salpingoecidae. The transcript has 12 exons.
AUGAGCGAGCCGAAGAAGCAGAUUGUGGAGGAGGAGAAGCGGGACGUGGAGGCGCCUGCCCCUACAAAGGAAAAGGAGGAGGAAGCAACACAGGCAGAGGCCGUCGAUCCAGCCAAGUCAAAGCGCGAUGAGCCCCACAAGCACUGGAAGCGCUCCGUUGAACCCGUCAAGGCCCAGACAGAGCCGCCCACGGUGCCCAUCGCCGACAUGUUCCCAAACAACAACUUCCCGCUCGGCGAGGUGCAGACCUACAAGGACGAGUCGCGCCUGCGUGAGACGGAGGAGGAGCGCCGUGCCGCAGAGACAAUGAUGGAGACGGAGCUCCAGGAGAUGCGCGAGGCCGCCGAGGGCCACAGGCAAGUGCGGCAGUACAUCCGCAAGAUUGCCAAGCCCGGCAUGAAGCUCAUCGACCUCUGCGAGAAGCUGGAGGAGUGCUCUCGCAACGUCAUGCAAGCAAAGGGCACCAAGCGCGGCAUUGCGUUCCCCACGGGCUGCAGCAUCAACAACUGCGCUGCGCAUUACACCCCAAACACAGGCGACAACACCGUCCUCAACUAUGUAUGUACCAACACGGGCAUCCGCGAGGCCGGCAUCGAUGCGCCCCUCAUGGAGGUUGGCGCUGCGAUCCAGGAGGUGAUGGAGUCGUAUGAGAUUGAGCUCAACGGCAAGACGUACCCAAUCAAGUCCAUCGACAACCUCAACGGUCACUCCAUCGAGCCAUACUGCAUCCACGCCGGCAAGAGCGUCCCCAUUGUCCGGGGCCGCGGCCAGGGCCGCAUGGCUGAAGGCGAGGUGUAUGCGAUUGAGACGUUUGGAUCGACGGGCCGCGGCCGCGUCAUUGAGACGGGCGAGUGCUCCCACUACAUGAAGGUCUUCAACGCCCCGCGCGCCCCGCUCCGCACCAAGGGCGCACGUGAUUUGCUCAACACCAUCAACAGGAACUUUGGCACGCUCGCCUUCUGCCGUCGCUAUCUCGACCGCCUUGGACAGAAACGCUACUUGAUGUCCCUGAAGCAGCUCGUUGACGCCGGCCUCGUGGGCGCCCACCCACCACUGUGCGACGUCAAGGGCUCUUACACAGCCCAGUUUGAGCACACCAUUGUCCUGCGGCCGUCAUGCAAGGAAGUGCUUACACGCGGUGAUGACUAUUGAACCCAUUCAAGCCAAACGCCAACCAAGCAAACAGCCAAUCCAACCAACAGCAACGUGCUCUUGCCCCUUUGCCUGCACUGCUGUUGUGUGCACACCAGACAGAGACAAGUCCCCCCCCCCACACACACACACACACAUACACACACACGCGCGCGCCCUCGUUCUUUGCCUCCCAUCAGUUCGACUCAUAAACCCAAACCAUUCACAA